Messenger RNA from Lactuca sativa (garden lettuce), 1158 nucleotides. Its product is annotated as vesicle-associated membrane protein 711. The record is from RefSeq and is a predicted model, not a curated record. Gene Ontology annotation, biological process: vesicle-mediated transport. Lineage: Eukaryota; Viridiplantae; Streptophyta; Magnoliopsida; Asterales; Asteraceae. Gene Ontology annotation, cellular component: membrane.
GGUUGACAUUUAUGAUUUUGAAUUAUCAUCACCUAAACAGUGAUCAAACCCUAGCCUCGGCGCACUUUUUGAUCUGCUCUUCACCACUCAAAAUUCACUCUCGUUACAUUCGAAUCCACUACUCAAUUUCGCUGCAAACCCUUUAAUUUUCCCAUUUCGAACUCAAUUACAGUUAGAUCAUUGUUUGAUCGUCUGUAAUUCAGUUCAUAGAUAGGGAGAUAAAUAGUCGUUGUCAAGAUUAGAAAGGAAUAGAUGCCGAUUCUCUACUCGCUUGUGGCAAGGGGAUCUGUGGUUUUAGCGGAAUUCAGUGGCACUCCGACGAAUGCGAGCACGAUUGCGAGGCAAAUUCUCGAGAAAACCCCCGGAGAUAAUGAUAUGAAUGUUUCUUAUUCUCAAGAUCGCUAUAUUUUCCAUGUCAAGCGCACUGAUGGCCUUACUGUUCUCUGUAUGGCUGACGACGUCGCCGGAAGGAGAAUUCCUUUUGCAUUUCUUGAAGACAUUCAUCAAAAAUUUGUAAGGAGUUAUGGGAGAGCUGUUUUAUCAGCUCAAGCUUAUGGAAUGAAUGAUGAGUUUUCUAGGGUUUUGAGUCAACAAAUGGAGUAUUACUCAAAUGAUCCUAAUGCUGAUAGGAUUAACCGUUUAAAAGGCGAAAUGGGCCAGGUUCGCACUGUGAUGCUUGAGAAUAUUGAUAAGGUGUUGGAAAGAGGUGAUAGGUUGGAUUUGCUUGUUGAUAAAACCGACACCAUGCAAACCAACACACUGCGGUUCCGGAAGCAAACUCGCCGCUAUAGAACUUCUGUUUGGUGGAAAAAUGUCAAGCUCACGAUUGCUUUGAUAUUGCUUAUCUUGGUGAUUGCGUAUGUUGUAUUGGCAUUUGUUUGCAAUGGGAUUACACUUCCUUCUUGUAUAUGAGGUUACAAGGAGUUGGUUACAUUUCAUUUGGGGAUUCCGAUUCUUGAAUUGGAAUUGGAAUUGAGAUUCCGAUUCCGUUGGUUUUAAAACACAACACCAUCUUGGUGAUUGUUUUUUUUUAUUUGUAUAUUUUGUGUGUAAAAGAAGUUGUACUCAUGCAUAUGUGAUGUGUGUAUGUAUCAUUAUUUAUUAUUGUAACUAUUUAAGUUGGCCAAUCUAAAGGCCAUGAGGUUUUUUUUUUUUUUU